Molecule: messenger RNA, 896 nt
Organism: Alnus glutinosa
Lineage: Eukaryota; Viridiplantae; Streptophyta; Magnoliopsida; Fagales; Betulaceae
Exons: 1
Coding region: 100-792 (230 amino acids)
Source: RefSeq, a predicted model, not a curated record
UAUUUUCAGCCCUGUGAAGCCUCUCGAUCUCAGCAAUAUUAAUCAACUCCUCCACCUUCUAAAGUCCUUUCCACAAGUGCUUUUAAACCCAUUUCAACAAUGAAUCCAAUCAUGGAAGAAAAAUACCGAGCCAUGAAUAGUUACAAUAAGAGUAAUUUUAUUUACAAUCUAAUUCUUCAUUCUCUCACAGCACUAACAUGCAGCUUACUAUGUUCCUAUCCUUACUGGUUUCCUUCUCUCUGCUGUUCAACCAAGCAUUUUCUGUUUAUCUCUCUCCCAAAUAUUUCUGCUUUCUUCGUUAACCCCAAGUGCUUGUUCAUAGUAGUCAAUGUAAUAGUUGUCUUCCUCGUGGGGGAAUCAAAGCUUGUGGCGGGCUCAAACUCAUCGCCGGUCGACGAACUUCGCGACGAAUAUGUGGAGAGGAGUCACAGUCUCAGGGGACACUGCUCCCGUACUCUUCAAGAGAGAAAAGAGGAGAGGAGUUCUGAAACUUAUGAUGGAUAUAGUAAGAGGAACCAAGGUCUCGACAGUGGAGACUACGAACUUCUUGAGGAAAAAGAAGAGAGGAAAUUGGAGAAGAACUUCAUUGAGGACGGUGUGCAUAGGAUUGAAGGUAAACAAGUUGUUAAAGCAGAAAAAGAAGAAGAAGAAGAAGUUGUUAAAGCAGAAGUUGAUGAUGUGCAUGAUGAAGAGGGAGAGGAAGAGGCUGGAUUGCCUGCUGAGGAGCUGAGAAAAAGAGCUGAUGAGUUUAUUGCGAAGGUCAACAAACAAAUGUGGCUUGAAGCCAAGUGAUUGGUUUAAUUUGUACUAAUUAAAGCAUGAUUAGUAUAAUACAUCCUGCUAAAAAAGAAGAGAACAUUGGGGUGAAUGAUCAACCAUGUGGAAUUAUUAUCAUC